This is a messenger RNA of Branchiostoma belcheri (Belcher's lancelet), 3159 nucleotides long. RefSeq lists its product as uncharacterized. The record is from RefSeq and is a predicted model, not a curated record. NCBI's taxonomy places the organism in Eukaryota, Metazoa, Chordata, Leptocardii, Amphioxiformes, Branchiostomatidae. The transcript has 7 exons. Gene Ontology annotation, cellular component: cytoplasm. The coding region runs from base 345 to 2489 and encodes 714 amino acids.
UAAAGGUUUCGUGGCAACCUUUUUGGACGAAAGCAUUUUCAAGCGUUGUUCCGUUUGUUUCACAACUUCAAGUUGUAUUUUUACAGGAUUGGGGCCAUCAUCCCUAAAGGCACGCCUAGGCCUCCUUCCUUCUCUUUGCCGCAGACCUACAGUGCAGAGGAUUCUUCUUGUCUCAAGGCAAGUCGUGUUUUACCAGCUGACAUCAUGCCGGCAGAUUUCAUAUGUGGUAAAGUGAUUGUACACAUCCGCGGAGAGGGGCAUAAGAUGAACACAGGUCUGGGAGAUAUCAAAAACAGCUUUUUGUAUCGAGUUUUACCUGGCAAUUUGAACUGAGUUAACCAAACAUGGACACAACAAAUCGUAAGAAGGAGGACCUGCGUCGUGCUGUCCAGAAACGGUAUCAGCAUCUGAUCCACGAGGAGGCCACAGGAGGAGCAAAUAACGCUGCUCAUCAGGCCAAAUAUGGAGUCACACAGAGGCAGGACCUUCUCAGGCUUGCUAAGGAGUAUCUGGCCUGUAUUGAACAUGAUGAAAAGUUUGUUGUAGUUUCAUUUGAUAACUUGGUUAUGGCAGCACUUGAAAGGAAAGUGGAUUUCAAGAAAAUUGCUGAGGUGUUUGGAAAGCUUGAACAAUUUGGAACAAAUCUGAUACUCUAUCCCUGGCGUCAAGAGUUUAAGAAAAUCAAGACCUACACAGCGGUAUUCUGGUGCCAAGUCAAUGCUGUGUUGCCCCAUUCAGCUGAGGAUGUGUUGUCACUGCUGGGAUACAGCAAGAAAAAUAAUGUUUUUGUCCUACAGAGGGUGCCACCAGAGGAAAAGUUGCUGACUGUAGCUGUAGACCUUUUCCUGUGCCAGGCUGAGGCCCUGGUCAUGGAGGAUGUGUACAAUGAGAUGAGUGACAGAGGUUUCUUACCAAGACAGGUUGUGCAGGCAAGACAGCGCAUGGUUGGGGACCGUAUAGAAUGUGCAAAUUUCAUGCGGAAACAAAUGAGGCCAGAUGGCACUCCACAGUUCUCAAAUGUCAAGGGAGACAGCCCCAAGAUCACACAUGACAUCACAGGGAGCAGUGGAAGACACAGGGACAGCAAAGAAGUGGCAAAGGAAAAGUUGGACAGAAGUAGUAGCCGUGAUAUUUCCCAGCUGAAGACUGUUCAGUCAAGAACUCGAGGAUCAACCAAGAGUGCUUAUACUGGUACCUCAGGGUACUCCAGUCUGGGAUCAAGAGCCCAGGGCUUAACAACACCUAGUCACAUGGAGAAGAAGGAUAGAGAGAAGCCAGGAAGCUGGGAUGAAUCCUGGACAACAAAACAUGAUUUGGGGGUGGAUGGUGCUGAGGAUUUGCUGCUUGGUGAUGAGUCACAGAUAAGACAGUCCUUUGACAUCAGGUACCCUCCAGAUGACAUCCAUCUCCCAACAACUCAUGAUGAGCACAUCAUGGCCAGCAUGGCUGAAGUCUUUGGACCAGAAGACAUAGAAAGUCAGGGACAGACAAGCAAGACCACGCACCUGCCAGACACAACAGGAAGUGUACAAAAUGUACCAUACAGAGCAGAGCUGUACAAGUCUGACUACAACAGAUAUCUGUUGGACGUAGCCAGCCUGAGCAAAGGCCACACAGCAGGGCCAGUCCCACAGCCUCCUCCUGUCCACCACCCCCCAUAUGGGGUAGCUGUAAACCCCCCUCAACAGCCACGCCCCUUUGGAGGGGACAUACUGCAUGACCUUCAAACUGACUCUGCCAGAGGUUAUGAGGUAACGCCAAUGUCAACUCAGCUAAACCGUUUCCCAGCUGGGCCCACGGGAUUACCUGAUGGAGAAACAGCACGGCUGCCCAGGGAAAGUAGCUGGCUAACAAAGGACAUGUCAUCCUCCAGACUGUAUAAAGGUCAGCAGACAUCAAUCCACCCUACAGCAGGAAAAACAUCUGAAGAUGUAGCAGACGGCCCAGGAGAACAGAACUUCAGAGACGGGCUUGGACAACCAGCUGGGAGAAGGCGGGGCAGUCUGUAUGAUAAUGUUGAUGGCCCAGAAGAGGCAUCAGGCCUCCCUGGUUCAGAUGGCAAGACAAGUCCUCAGGUGGCUAAUCUUGUCAAGUCUUCCAGUCCAGACAAGGUUCAAAGUGGGGGCAACCUGACAAAGAACAGUCACUGGACAUGUUGGUAUUGUAAUGCAAGCAAUGACCUCACAGCUCAUCUGUGUGUGAGAUGUCACACAAACAACAUGGGCAGUCAAAGCAACAGCAUUUAUGGGCAAACUGAAAAGCCAGGCCAAGGGAAGAACUGGUCCUGCCACUUCUGUACUACAAUCAACUCCACGAGCAGCAUUGUUUGCCUGGAGUGUGGGAAAAGCCGAUUCCCAGGUGCAGAAGCUCAACCAUUAAAUAUUGGUGGGCGCCAAUGCCAAGUAUGCACUUUUGUGAAUCACCCUUCUGCAACUAAAUGCUCGGUUUGCAAUGAGGUCCUAACUUCUGCUUCUGGCACCUGCCUUUAAAAGAGAUGUGCCUCAUCUAUAGAAAGAACUGCAUAUUAAUAAGUGGCGCAUUUUUUAUGAUUUUUAUACAUAGUAUGAUGUUAUUGUAAUGAUGCACUUUGCCUUAUAUGAAUAACAUGCUGCAAGAAAUCAGAAAAAGAUUGGCAGUAUAAGUACACAAUGUAAGAUUAAAAGCCCAGUAUACAGCUGCAGGAUGAUGAUGAUAUGUUCAUCUGAAAAAGCUAGCUAUCAAAUGUUUGAACAGGAGUAAUGAGUGUUUAAAUUUCCUGUGACACCCUAAAAAAUUUGAUUUUCUAAUUUUUGCCAAGGAGAAAUCUGGGCUGUUUUCGUGAGAUUAGUUCCCUUUUUGUUGUUUACUUUUGUCAUGUGUACACUUGAUUGUGUCCAUGAUUGCAUCAUCCCCAUUUUCUUCUCUGCCAAUGCCAAAGUCUGUCAUGAAACAUAAACAUUGACAGUCACUAAUGUUAUAAUGGCUUAUUGAAGGCAAGAUUCUAUGCAAAACGUACUGAGACAUGGGCUCCAAAGCUGCUACAAUUAAUCCUUAAGGAUAUUAAUGACAGUUGCCCGUAUCAAACAUGUAUAAAUACAUGUACAUGUACUAUGAUUAAAUUUCAUUUUUAAACAAUAACUUAAUUAGAAACCUAUAGCCAGAAAUCCUAUAAAUUAUCAC